Nicrophorus vespilloides is the source of this 5718-nucleotide messenger RNA. Its product is annotated as collagen alpha-2(IV) chain-like. The record is from RefSeq and is a predicted model, not a curated record. Gene Ontology annotation, cellular component: collagen trimer. NCBI's taxonomy places the organism in Eukaryota, Metazoa, Arthropoda, Insecta, Coleoptera, Silphidae. Gene Ontology annotation, molecular function: extracellular matrix structural constituent. The coding region runs from base 30 to 5459 and encodes 1809 amino acids. The transcript is spliced from 11 exons.
AUAGGCUGCUGAUUCAAGUGGACCAAAACAUGGAGCAGUACACCAUGCCGCUGCGGUCGGGAUACUGCCGGACGGCUAUCUUCGCCGCGGCUUUGAUUUUUAUUAUAUUUGUGAAGCAAAUUGAUUCUAAGACUUGUACAGGAUGUCAAGAUGCUUACAAAUGCAAUUGCACUGGACUGAAAGGCAAAAGUGGAAUAGAAGGUAUUCACGGAUUGCCUGGAAUAACAGGUGAUUAUGGUGAUACUGGAUACGAUGGACCUCAAGGUAUGAAAGGCGAAAAAGGUGAAAUAGGGGACCGUGGCCAUAUGGGUGACAAAGGAUUGAGGGGUGAUGAAGGUCAAAGAGGAAAUAUUGGUCGGCCAGGGAAUCCUGGAGUUCAUGGAGAACCUGGAAUAGUAGGUCCUGCGGGUAUUGAUGGUUGUAAUGGAACAGAUGGUAUGCACGGCAACAUGGGAGGACCAGGUUAUCCAGGAAUUCGCGGCGGAUUAGGCGCUGAAGGUUUACAAGGUCCCCAAGGUGAACCUGGUGAAGGCGGAGGUAAUUCUGUGGGCACCAAAGGUGAUAGAGGGCAACCUGCACUUUACGGAAACCCCGGCCUUGUUGGCGAUAGUGGACCAAGAGGUUACCCUGGUUACAGAGGUCAAAGUGGAGAAAUGGGAAAAAUGGGAAGUUACGGACCUGCUGGACUUCGCGGUGAUGUGGGAGAAACAACAAUGAGCAAAGAGGGUGAAAAGGGAGAUGAUGGUGAAAUUGGUGAACCUGGUCCACCUGGCGAUAUAGAGGGUCUUCAAGAAUUGAAUCCUUUACCACCUAUUAUGUUAUCCAAAGGAAUUAAAGGAGAUAAAGGUUUUAUGGGCACUAAGGGCAAAUACGGAAUCAAAGGAAUGUUUGGAAUGCAAGGAGACAUGGGUUUACGUGGUUUGCCAGGUAGAGCAGGUUCAAAAGGUGAACCUGGUAUUGAUGGUCAACGUGGUAAACAGGGUCGAAUCGGUCCAUAUGGUCCAAGUGGCAUAAAAGGAGAUAAAGGUGCUCCAGGAUAUGUAGGAAUGGACGGAACUAAUGGCACGAAGGGAAUUAUGGGCGAAUAUGGUCAAAAGGGGUUACCUGGUCUCCAAGGUCUAGAAGGUCCCAAAGGCAUGUAUGAUCCAACAUUGGAUGAAAUUGUGGAUGGUGUUAUUGGUCGUCAAGGAGACGAAGGUUUGAGAGGAGAUAGAGGUAUUGCUGGUAUACCAGGAAAACCGGGUCCUCCAGGGCCUAUGGGUCCACCAGGGUUACCAGGACCUCAGGGACCAUCAGGUCCGAAAGGAGUAAAAGGAAUAUCAAUAAAAGGAGAACGUGGUGAUGAAGGAAAUAUAGGUUAUCCUGGAGGUUUAGGAGACAUGGGAUUUCCUGGCAUUCCUGGUGCAAUUGGUUUAAAAGGUUUUGCUGGUAUGGAUGUUGUUGGACCUCCUGGUGAAGAUGGCUUGCCCGGUGUUGACGGCUAUACAGGAAGAGCAGGUGACAGGGGUGAUGAUGGAAUAAAAGGUUCUAAGGGUUUCCCUGGACAUUCUGCAAAUCAAAUGGCGGGACCUGCCGGAGAAUCUGGAAAUCCAGGAAUCCCGGGUUUACCUGGAGAUGAUGGACAUCCAGGUUAUGACGGUAUUCAUGGAGAUAAAGGUCGUAGAGGAGAUGACUGCGGUUAUUGUAAACCAGGACCACCCGGUAUGAAAGGUGAAAAAGGUGAUUUUGCUAGAGAUGGUCCACCCGGUGAUCAUGGUUAUACAGGUUUUCCCGGACCACGUGGGCCAAAAGGAUUUAAGGGUCGUGUGGGUAUAAUGGGUGAUAAAGGUCAACAAGGCCCAGCUGGAGCACACGGAAAUGCUGGUGAACAAGGAAAGAAGGGUAAUCCAGGUGUACUUUUAACACCAGUACCACAAAAAAAGCCACCUCGUGGAGAUAUUGGUGCAGUCGGAAGACAAGGAGAGAGUGGAAAUCCGGGUUACCCGGGACUACCCGGUGUUGAUGGACCGCAAGGUCCCAAAGGUCAAUUUGGAGAUAGUGGUCAACCAGGAACACACGGUAAAGAUGGUAGACCAGGUAUUGACGGAGAAUUAGGACAAAAAGGUGAAGCUGCUACAUUUCCAAAAGAAAUGCUCAGAGGCGAUAGAGGAUUUGAUGGUCAAAAAGGAUAUCGCGGUGAAGUUGGAGAGCCAGGAGCACCAGGUAUUCCUGGUGACAGUGGAAUUUACAAUAAAGCCUACUUUGGUGAUCAGGGAAUUAAAGGUCCAGUGGGAAAUCGAGGAUAUGCUGGUAGUUACGGAAGGAAGGGAGAACGUGGUAAUAAAGGUCUACCUGGUUUAUAUGGACCACCUGGUUCACCAGGAUUAUCAGUACAAGGUAUUUCCGGGUUGAAGGGAUAUCCAGGUAUACAAGGAAUUCAGGGACCUAGAGGUCUACCAGGUAAACCUGGCAAAGAUGGACCUAUAGGUUUCGAUGCUGCACCUGGUAUUAAAGGUUCCAUGGGAGAAAUAGCACAGAGCAUUUUAUAUGGAGAAAUGGGACCUUCUGGACUAACUGGAAUUAAAGGAGAGUAUGGCGAUGAAGGUCCUAGAGGAAUUCCGGGAAUAUCAGGAAUUCCUGGUGUAAAAGGAGAGAAGGGUCAAAAAGGUGCCAUUGGUUAUGAAGGAAUGGAAGGGUUAAAAGGAGCUAAGGGUUUACGAGGCAAUAUUGUACAUGGAAUUCGAGGUGAUGUUGGUAUUCCAGGAAGAUUUGGAUUAAUUGGAUUACCAGGUGAUCAAGGUCCAAUUGGGUUUGAUGGAUUACCUGGUAUGUUAGGUGAAAAAGGCCAACAAGGUGAACCAGGCCAUAUAGGAUUAAUUGGAAUUUCUGGAGAGAAAGGAGAACGUGGCUACGAUGGUAGGAUUGGCACACCUGGAAAAUUUGGAUGGCCCGGAAUAGCAGGAGAUAGAGGAGACAUAGGAUAUUUUGGUUUGAAUGGAACCAUAGGAGAAAGAGGUUAUAUUGGUUUGCCUGGUCUAAAAGGUGGUGAUGGUGAUAAGGGAUUGCCUGGAUAUCCAGGAUUAACAGGUCGUCCAGGAUUACGCGGUCUUAAAGGCGACAAAGGAUACAGAGGUUUUAAGGGAAUCGUUGGAGAUUCUGGCUAUAAUGGACCUAUAGGUGAUACAGGUGAUUCUGGUCUACCGGGUGAACCUGGACUUGACGGAUGGCCAGGUAGAAAUGGUCAACCUGGUGAAAAAGGCAAUCCUGGAAUAUAUGUUAUUGGUAGAGAAGGUUUGAAGGGUGAGAAAGGCAACAGAGGAUAUCCCGGAGCAAGUGGAAAGUUUGGAUUGAAGGGAAAACAAGGUGAAAUUGGUGUGAACGGUCCUCCUGGACUCAGAGGUCAACAGGGCAUUAAAGGGCAUCAUGGCAAAGAUGGUAAUCCCGGAUUUGAUGGGCCUAAAGGUGAAAUUGGAAAUAUUGGUAUAAAAGGUAUAUCUGGUUUAAUUGGAGAACGAGGAAUGGAUGGCAAUCCUGGCAAAAUAGGAAGGCCAGGAAUGCCAGGAGAGUUAGGAUUUAUGGGAGAAAUAGGUUUACCCGGUAAUCCUGGAAUAAAAGGAGAUCCCGGACUUCCAGGGUUUACUUCACUCGAUAGAUCAGUUCAGAAGGGAGACCAAGGUAAUCCUGGACUAAAUGGUUACAAUGGCACCCAGGGUGAACAGGGUGACACUGGUUAUAAAGGUGAGACCGGAUUUAAAGGAGAAAGAGGAUAUAUCGGAUUACAAGGACAACAGGGCGAAACGGGACCGGCUGGUUUCAAGGGCCCGGUUGGAGAUAAAGGUUUUCAAGGUCUUCCUGGCUUAACAUCAAAGAAUAAUGAAAAAGGUGAACCUGGAAAUAAUGGUAUGACAGGAACACCUGGUCCAUUUGGAAAUCCUGGACAGAAAGGUGCUCCCGGCGAUGAAGGAUUUUUGGGACCCAUUGGUAUACCGGGCGCUCCAGGUAUAAGUAUUACUGGUACUAAAGGAACAGAAGGAAAAGAAGGCGAGCGUGGUUUACCUGGACAUAUUGGAGAUAUGGGAUAUGACGGCGCUCAAGGACUUCCUGGAUUGAGAGGUCCAAAGGGAUUUGCUGGUGAACCGGGCUAUGCACCAUUAUCAUUAAAAGGAGAAACUGGUGAAAGUGGUGACUUUGGAUAUGAAGGAUAUCAAGGAAAACCAGGUCAAAUGGGAGAUAUUGGAGUACCGGGAUAUCCUGGCUUACCAGGUUUUAAAGGUCUUAGAGGAAUCUUAGGAGAUCAAGGAAUUACUGGACAACGUGGUUUAACAGGCUUCAAGGGCAAUAGGGGCGAGAAAGGAAAUGAAGCAGUAUACCAAAAUUACGGUUUCAAAGGAUAUAAAGGUUCCCGUGGUGAAGAUGGGUUGCCUGGAUUAUCAGGAAUUUUUGGUGUAAAUGGAGCAAUGGGUAUUAAAGGUAUACGAGGAUUGGAUGGUGAAGCGGGUAAAGAUGGAAUACCUGGAUAUGAAGGAAUUAAGGGAGACCGUGGUGAUAAUGGAUUCGACGGUUUAACUGGUAUACAGGGUAUAACUGGUUUACCAGGAGACAGAGGUCCACCUGCACCUAGAGCUGCCGGACCAACGAGUAGAGGUUUCUAUUUUGCCAGACAUUCACAAAGUUCAUACAUGCCGUUCUGUCCAGCAAAUACUGUUAAAAUGUGGGAUGGUUACUCCUUACUUCACAUAAUGGGUAAUGCCAAAGCUCAUGGUCAAGACUUAGGAUCACCGGGUAGUUGCUUAAGAAGAUUCAAUACAAUGCCUUACCUCUUCUGCAAUAUACAAAAUGUAUGCGAUUAUGCCCAAAGAAACGAUUACAGUUAUUGGUUAUCAACAAAUGAACCAAUGCCUGCAAUGAUGACACCAAUACCUGCUGAAGAAACUCAACAAUACAUUUCGAGAUGCACCGUUUGCGAAGCACCUACACGUGUAUUGGCUGUACAUAGUCAAAGUAUGGAAGUUCCUAAUUGUCCAAAUGGUUGGGACCAACUUUGGUUUGGAUACAGCUUCAUAAUGCAUACCGACGCUGGAGCAGAAGGUGGUGGUCAACCAUUAGCAUCACCAGGUUCCUGCUUAGAGGAAUUCCGCCCCAAACCAUUCAUUGAAUGCCAUGGACAUGGAAGGUGCAAUUACUUCAACACCGCACAUUCAUAUUGGCUUGCUACAAUAGAAGAUUACGCUAUGUUCAAAAAGCCAAGACAGCAAACAAUAAAAGCAGGCAAUGAUUUAACGUCGAGGGUCAGCAGAUGCGCUGUGUGUAUCAGAAGAAAAAUUGAAAGCGUUGAUACAAGGAACGUCAUUCCACCUCCAGCGUUCAGGAUCAAACCGCAGAAUAGACGAACGCACAUUUACGAAAAUAACCCAUAUUCUGGGACUCAUUUGAAAACGAAGCGCUUGAGAAGCAGACAAAGAUAUCACCCACAAAAUUAAGUGAUUUUCAAAAGUUAUAUUUGAAUUUGUAUAUUAAUGUAUUAUAAAAAUCCAUAAUAUUUCCUAGCUUUCCUAUUAUGUUAUAAUUAUUAAAUAUAUACUAAAUUAAUUAAUAUUAGUUAAUUUUCAGUGUUCAUUUUUAUGCCAUAUAUUUUAUUAAACUUUUGCUAUUUAAAUGUGUUCGCUUUAUAAACAAACAUAAGCCACUGCCAAAAUUAAAAAGGAUUUCGAAAACUAGUAAUAAAUAUUUUAUAUGUUA